Molecule: messenger RNA, 2269 nt
Organism: Phyllotreta striolata
Lineage: Eukaryota; Metazoa; Arthropoda; Insecta; Coleoptera; Chrysomelidae
Source: the annotation of a GenBank genome assembly
GUCGAAAAUAUAAUAUAAAUGUAUCGGAAGUGAAAAGAAGAAUCAUGUGCAGUUGUUGUUGUUGUUGUUAUUAAAUUAUUAAUAAAAAAGAAAUAGCACAAUGGAGUAUAUCAAAAUGGUCACGAAAGUCUGGACGGCGAUAACGAGGAAGAAACGGCACAAUGACGAGAUAGGUGACCGACUAGCAAGAAUUCUCACUUUGGUGGAUCUCAUAGCCAUGGGCACAGGAGCCACGCUGGGUUUAGGCGUUUACGUACUCGCUGGAUCCGUUGCCAAAAAUUACGCCGGACCAGCAUCAGCCAUAUCCUUCGUUUUGGCCGCCCUCAUAUCCCUAUUCGGAGGUUUCUGCUAUGCAGAAUUUGCUGCUAGAGUUCCAAGGACUGGAUACGCUUACGCGUAUUGUUACGCCGGAGUGGGAGAGCUCGUGGCGUUUUUAGUGGGCUGGAAUCUCCUGUUGGGAGCCAUGUUGGGUAUAGCCAGCGUAGCGAGCGGUAUGAGUAGUUACAUAGACACUUUGUUCGACAGCAGAAUUAAAACGACUUUGGGUACUUAUUUGGGUAUAAACGUUCCUUAUCUGUCCAGCUCUCCAGACAUUUUAGCUUUAGGAAUUAUAAUAUUUAUAACAGUCCUUCUGUCAAUUGGUAUAAAAGAAUCUUCGAGGUUCAACAAUUUAUGCACCAUAUUAAACCUUCUAACAAUUGUAACAGUCGUAAUAGCUUGUUCUAUAAAAGCCGACAUAAAGAACUGGAGGAUUCCUUUGGAGAAGAUUCCCGAGCAGUAUCGGCAGGCGUCCGGCGACGGCGGUUUCCUGCCCUUCGGCGUCGCAGGAGUGAUAGCGGGAACGCCGAACUGCUUCUUCGGCUUCACCGGCUUCGAUGCGCCGGCCAAUUGCAGCGAGGAGGCCAAGCGACCCAAGAGGGACAUACCCUUGGCUAUAUUGAUAUCGCUGUUAAUCGUGUUCGUUACCUAUUUCACGCUAUCCGUGCUACUGACGUUGGCUUAUCCCUAUUAUCUGCAGAAUGAAGAAGCGCCGUUUCCUCACGUUUUCGCAGAGUUCGGUUGGGAUUGGGUCAAAUGGAUAGUGACUAUAGGGGCGAUUUUCGCACUCUCAGCGAGCGUUUUCGGCGCUAUGUACAUGGUACCCAGGGUGUUCUAUGCGAUGGCUAAUGAUGGUUUGAUCUUCAAGUUCUUCGGGUCGAUCAAUCCCAGGACUAAGACGCCCCAAAUAGCUACUAUUUUUUCCGGCGCUGUGUCAGGUAUCAUGGCGACUUUUCUAGAUAUCAACGAGUUAAUGGAUUUAAUGACGAUAGGGGCGUUUUUCUCCUAUGUUAUCGUCGCAUCUUCAGUGUUGAUAUUAAGAUACGAACAUAAAGAUGACAAUAUUGGUGUAUUGGGCGAUGACAUUCCUCGGAGCUACCUACGCAGCAUUUUCACAUUCAAAGCGAAUAAAAUUCCUAAUAGAAUAACGUCCAUAAUAGCAAAUAUUAGCGUGUUCUUUUUCAUAAUUGUCACUGCCGUGUUCUGCGUGAUUUUCAAAAACGAGUCCUUCUUUUCUUCGACAAGGAUGUAUUACAUCUGCUGUUCUAUCAUGCUUGCGGCAAUGGUGAUCAUUAUUUUGAUCAUUUUCAGACAACCAGAAAGCGACGUUAAAAUUCCGUUCAAGGUUCCUUUGGUGCCUUUUAUACCCUGCCUUAGCGUGAUUUUUAAUCUGUACCUGAUGCUGCAAUUGAGCGCCUUCACUUGGACUGGGUUCGUUAGCUGGAUAUUUAUUGGUUCUUUGGUAUAUUUUUGCUACGGAAUUAAGAACAGCGAAGAAAAUAACGAGAAAGGGAUUAAAUCAAUCGAAACUUCGGUCAUAGAGAGGAAGAUUUGAGAUACGAAAAGAAAAAUUUGUCCGAUGGAAAAUCGUGUAUUAGGUACUAAAUAGGAAUUAUUUGAUGAAUCGCUAAACUCUAAUGAGAUUCUAAUUAUUUGGUAGCUAAGCCCGAAAAUUUGUACAUAAAUCACUAGGUGGAUUAUUUCGUUUUUAGGUAUUUUUUUAAUAAAAAUGGUAUUACAGAAUUCUUUGACAAAUUUUGUACAAAUGCAAAUGUAAUACACAUCGAAGAAUGAUUACUUCAGCACUGCCUAAAUAUAGUCUAAUUCGCUAAUUGCGAGUUUUAAUUAGUGAACCAAUGCAAUUCUUUCUAAUUAGGCGUUAUUGAUAAAUACAGUUUUUGAUAAAUACGUUUUUUUUUUAUUAUCAUACUUGCAAAACGUGCAAAUUUUG